UCCGGGUGUGCUACACUGCAGCUUUAUCUUCUCUCUUAGCGCUCAAGUUGAGUUUUUCUAUCCCACCGUGCUUUUUCAUUCUAUUCAGUGGGAAAUAAAUUUCUGUCCAUGGUUGUGACUGGAACCUCAAAAAUGUCUCGAGCCGACGAGGUGCACCGCAUAACGGAGAACGUCUACAAGUCCAUCAUGGAGCAGUUUAACCCCUGUUUGAGGAACUUUGUAGCCAUGGGGAAGACGUAUGAGAAGGCUCUCUCCAGUGUGACAUUUGCAGCAAAAGGCUACUUCGAUGCCCUGGUGAGGAUGGGUGAACUGGCCAGCGAGAGUCACGGCUCUAAAGAUCUUGGGGAUGUACUAUUUCAGAUGGCAGAAGUUCAUCGACAGAUUCAGAUGCAGUUGGAAGACAUGCUGAAAUCCUUCCACAAUGAGCUUCUUACAGAACUGGAGAAGAAGGUCGAGCUGGAUGCACGCUAUCUAAAUGCUGCAUUGAAGAAGUACCAGAUGGAGCACAGGAGCAAAGGUGAGAGUCUGGAGAAGUGCCAGGCUGAGCUAAAGAAACUGCGACGGAAGAGCCAGCAAGGUAGUAAGACCGCCAGCAAGUAUGGGGACAGUGAGAUGCAGUAUGUGGAGGCCAUCAGCAGCAGGCAGAGCGAGCUGGAUUCCCACAUCGCCGAGGGCUACAAAACAGCCCUGACCGAGGAGAGAAGAAGGUACUGCUUCCUGGUGGAUCGUCAGUGUGCCAUGGCCAAGAGCAACAGCGUCUACCACACCAAGGGUAAAGACCUGCUCAUGCAGAAGAUCCCGAUGUGGCAGCAGGCAUGUGCUGACCCUCAUAAACUCCCUGAUCGGGCCGUUCUCCUCACACAACAGAUGGGUGCAGCGGGGGCACUGGGUACCGGACCACACCACGCCAAAUCCAGCCUGGUGAUCUCAGACCCUAUGCCAGGGGCCAAACCUCUACCCCUCUCACCUGAACUUGCAGCUCUCAUGGGCAGCCAGCAGAGGAUGAUGGGAAUGGAGAGUGUUUCUAUGGUGAAUGGCACAGCCGGGACACAUGGAGGAGAGGAUUACCAGCGCUGGAUAGACAGCCAAGCUGCACAGAGCAAAGCUUCUCAACAGGUGCACCGGCACGGCAGCGAGACCUACUCUAACACACUGCCCGUCCGCAAAGUGGCACCCACCAAGAGCAGGAGCACUCUUGCAGAGACACAGACACUGCCCAGGUCAAGCUCAGUGGCAGCUGGGCUGGAAAGGAACGGGCGAACUCGUGUCCAAGCUAUAUUUUCACACUCAGCUGGGGACAACAACACUCUGCUCAGCUUCACUGAGGGCGACAUCAUUACACUGCUGGUGCCUGAGGCCCGGGACGGUUGGCACUAUGGAGAAAGUGAGAAGACAAGAAUGCGUGGAUGGUUCCCCUUUUCCUACACCAGAGUGAUCCCUGAAACAGACGGCAGCAGGCUGGGUGUCAGUUUACAGCACGGUGGAAGAAGCUGCAGCACCGGAAAUCUUCUAGACAGGGAACCAGUUCUGCCGACACCAGAUUACGGCUCUACCACUCGGCUAACUGAUGCCUCACUGGGCAGACAGAGACCGUACAGCAUGGCAGGGCAUGUAUUCUCACAGCAACGGCCUGAUGACUAUGAAGUGCGUUACCCCACAAGUUCCGAGGGCAAAUUGAUUUCUACAGUGUGAGAGGACAGACAGACACACAGGCUCCAUCCUUUCUUCUCCCCUCACUCCUUUACUCGGUUCUUUCCCUCACUCAGUCAUCUAUCUUUCACCCACCAAAGAAGAGGAGAAAGAUGCACUUUUCUCUUUCCUUCUUUCACACCCCUGCGUAGCAGAAUAUUUCAGACUGAUCAUUCUCAGAACCAAGCACUUUUGAGGAGUGUCCACUCUUAAUGUGCUCACUAACAUGGACUUCUCAAAGAAAGUUUGCUUAUGUUUCUUUUGCUUGGUUGUUGAAGGUAUAAAUGUAUGCAUCAAUUUAAAUGAGUGUUACAGAAUCGGGGCCAAAAAUUAUUCAUGCAUCAUUAUUUAAUGUACCCAAAG
Trichomycterus rosablanca is the source of this 2052-nucleotide messenger RNA. RefSeq names its product BAR/IMD domain containing adaptor protein 2b (gene baiap2b). Gene Ontology annotation, biological process: actin crosslink formation; actin filament bundle assembly; positive regulation of actin filament polymerization. Gene Ontology annotation, molecular function: cytoskeletal adaptor activity; protein binding. The record is from RefSeq and is a predicted model, not a curated record. NCBI's taxonomy places the organism in Eukaryota, Metazoa, Chordata, Actinopteri, Siluriformes, Trichomycteridae. The coding region runs from base 109 to 1692 and encodes 527 amino acids. Gene Ontology annotation, cellular component: nucleoplasm; cytosol. The transcript is spliced from 14 exons.